Messenger RNA from Brenthis ino (lesser marbled fritillary), 645 nucleotides. The record is from the annotation of a GenBank genome assembly. NCBI's taxonomy places the organism in Eukaryota, Metazoa, Arthropoda, Insecta, Lepidoptera, Nymphalidae.
AUGGAAAGCCAUGGAGAUAUAGCAAGACCCCAACAAGGGGCUCAAGGCAGGAUAAGGGCAGACCAUCUAUGGCAGGAGUUGAGAGAGUUACUUAACUCCAUUGGUGGAGGAGUCAAUAGAUCAAUGGAAAAAUGGAAAAAAGUGUGGGCGGAUUGGAAAGCCAAAACAAAAAAAAAGGCCUUGGCAAUGCGUCGCGAGGCUAGUGGUACUGGUGGUGGUCCAAGCAGCAGACAAACUCUCACAGCUUCGGAACAAAGGGUGUUGGGCAUAAUGGGUUUGUCUGCUGUUUUUGGUCUAGUUGGAAUUGAGGAGAGAGGAUUUGAUGAACCACCACUUCAAGGAAGCCCUCUACCAUCACCAUCCAGAGAUACCGUCCACACUGAAUUUCCCUCCCAAACUGCCGCAGACGAGAUUAUGUUGUAUUCUAUAGAAGCGUCUCCUGCCCCAUCAGCUCAACUGCCAUCUCCCUCUAUACUUUCACGUCUUCCUCCAACCCGAGUGUCAACACCACCGCUCGCCUCUGUGACCACGCCGAUGCCGUCAGCGACGUCUCGUAAUACAACUAUACGAGGCGAACCACAACGACGAAGGCGUCCGGCGACCCCUUCGCCCGUGGCGUCACCUGCCACGUCUACCGCGGCGGCA